Molecule: messenger RNA, 1493 nt
Organism: Prorocentrum cordatum
Lineage: Eukaryota; Dinophyceae; Prorocentrales; Prorocentraceae
Source: the annotation of a GenBank genome assembly
GUCGAAUACAGCGGGCCUAGUUACGCAGCAACACGCCCCCCCCAUGCGGCAUCCGCAAUGCGUUGUCGUCGUCGUCGUAGUUCCGGCACGAGAGCCUGCAGGGGCUAGCUCGGGCUGGGACUAGCGCCGGCGUGCCGCUCGCGAUGGAGCUGCGCGACGGCGCGAUGGCACACGGCACGCAGGUGACGGCAGUCGAGGCCGCGGUAGGCUCGGGGGCGGAUGCGGCGGCGGCGGUGGCGGGAGCGGUGGCGUCGGCCAUCCACCUGGCCGACGCCGCCGUGGUCUUCAGGGAUGGCCUUGCUGUUAGGUGGGACCCUUCAGGAGGCGGCGCGGGCGCAGGCGGGACUGGCUACUGGGAAGUGGCAGGGCCCCGAACCCGACUUCGACGAGGCGGAGGACGUCGACGAAGAGUCGGAGGACACCAGCGACGAGGAGCUGGCCAGCAUUGAGCGCCUUCGGCAGGCCUGCUUCCGCACGUGUGAGGAGGAGGCCGGCGAGGCGGCCAGUGAGGCAUCGGCGGCCAGGGAGCAGGCGGUCGCGACCCACGGCGGCUGGGGCCUUGGCGGCGGCGGCCUGGCGGUGGCGGCGGGAUACCUGAUGGCGGCGGCAGGGGCGGAGGGCGCCGUGGCGGGCGUCGCCGAAGCGGCUACCGUGACGGUGGGGGAGACGAGACGGCGGGCAAGCAGGCGGAACGGCGGGCCGCGCCGCCUGGGCCCGCGGGGCGGCCGCCCUGGAGCGGCCGAAGUCGGGCGGUUCGGGGCUAUUCGUCGCGAGCCCCCCGCGUCGCGCGGCGCCUCCGCCCCGAACUCAAUCUAGGCGCGCGGAAGGAACCAGAGACCUGCGCGGGCGCGCGCGGCUCAGCGCGGGGUCCGUGGACAGACGGGGCCCCGCGCACCUUCGGAAACGUCGGGGACGUCCAGCUCUCACCCUGGCUCACGGCCCUUGCUCCUCGUAGCAGCUCUUUCUUUGGAGACGCAAAGGGGCGCGCGCCGAAAUCCAUUCCAUGUUUGACGGUUUCAGUGCGCAGGCGCGCCCUGCCGCGCGGUGGUUCCAUCUUAGAGCGCGCUGACGCAUCAUGCGAGGCAUUCCCUUUGCGCGUUGCGCAUGCUAUCGCGUACCAAUCGCGUACCAAUCAUGCGCUUUCUGGCGAGGCACUUCGAGGGCCCUCCCAGGGCCCGCCGGGGCCUCGACUUGCGGCGACGCAGGCCGACCUGCCUUCAGCGCAAUGAUGGCUAACCGGCCAAACACGGCACUUGGUCAUCGAUCUUUCUCCGUUUCCUCCCCCCUUCUCUUUGUUUAAACUCCGCAUGGGUCCCAUGCGAGGGCAUGCGGACCCAUCCGCAUGGAUCUCACUUUUGGCCCCACCGCUGUUGUGUCAGCCGCGGUGCGGAGGCUUGAGACGGCGGUCAAGAAACACCGCUUCCUUCCGAGUUCUCCGGCGGCUCAGGUCGGUCGGCUGGAUGUUAUUGUAUUCAGAGGCCAGUUCCAGCCCC